CUGCGAGAAAUUCUCCGAGGGGAUUUCCGUCGUCACUCAAAUGCGACGACUUCUACGCGCUCCUAUCGUCCCGAUCUGUGUUUUUAUCUGGAGAACGUGUGUAUUUUUCGAGGGGAAGAAGAAUCGAGUGGUCCCAUGCAAGUUCCAGUUCAAAAGCUAUGCGAGAAGUUAACGUGGAUAUACGACAACGCGCCUUACGUCUUCGGGUAUGCUGCAGUCGGGUAUCAACUCAGUUUGGUAGUGAUUAAAAAGUAUAGCACUAUCCAGAAGCCCCACGGUGCGACUGCAGAGGUGAUCCAGCAAUAUGAUUUGGGUCAGCUUCAUGGCCGACUUUCGUUGUUACUGGCGUUGCUGAACUUGUCGACACUCUUCCGGCCAGUGGUGGAAUUGAUCGAACCCUUCAGUGAACCGGACUACGCUAAUAGUGACUUGAGUAGUACGUUCUAA
Molecule: messenger RNA, 447 nt
Organism: Phytophthora sojae
Lineage: Eukaryota; Oomycota; Peronosporomycetes; Peronosporales; Peronosporaceae
Exons: 1
Source: RefSeq, a predicted model, not a curated record